Molecule: messenger RNA, 5703 nt
Organism: Sapajus apella (tufted capuchin)
Lineage: Eukaryota; Metazoa; Chordata; Mammalia; Primates; Cebidae
Gene: MAFK
Product: MAF bZIP transcription factor K
Exons: 3
Coding region: 2663-3133 (156 amino acids)
Biological process (GO): regulation of transcription by RNA polymerase II
Cellular component (GO): nucleus
Molecular function (GO): RNA polymerase II cis-regulatory region sequence-specific DNA binding; DNA-binding transcription factor activity, RNA polymerase II-specific
Source: RefSeq, a predicted model, not a curated record
GCCAGGCUGGUCUUGAACUUCUGACCCCGUGAUCCACCCACCUCGGCUUCUCAAAGUGCUGAGAUUAUAGGCGUGAGCCACUGUUCCCAGCCUCCUUUUCCUUUAGAGGAAAUGAUUUCCCCUGCUGAGCUUUGUUUAGAUGUACAUCAUGUUGAGGUGUCUGGCUUUGCAUUGAAAGCCCUUCCUCUUCCAUCAGAAAACCAGUCACAUAAAAGGUGUUCCAGGUUAUAGGCGGAGAACUUUGCUGCCAGGGACUGGGGUUGGGGGUGUGGGGGGUGAUUGCUGCACCCUUUACCUAGGUCAGUGGUUGGGACCCCAUAGCGGAAACUCAGACCGCCUACCCAGGCCCCCAGCUGUGGUGCUGACCACAGUGACCGGGGUGACUCUAUGGAAACCCAGAGGAGCUCAGGGGCAUCAGGGGCAUGUGUGGCAGUGCUGGCGUUUUGUUAGCUGGUGGUCGUAAGACAGAAUGCCAGGGCCUCGCUCCUUGGGGGUGCUGGGGUGGAGCUUGGCUGCACUGCUGACCAGGUGCUGAUGCAGUAGCCCCUGCCUUGGGCCCCAGGUAGCGGGAAGCCGGCGUUGCGGGUGUCUUUGGGACCCCAGGCACACUCUUCCCCCUGGCAUGAUACCCUAAGGCUGCGUCUCUGGCUCUGGGGAGGGAGCCCUUUCUACUUGUGCUCUGGCAGCCCUGGAGACUGUGUGAGGGCGAACGAUUCACAAAACCCCUUUUUAGGGCAGUCAUCAUUUUUAGAUGAGUUGCUUUACAAACUUUUUUUGCACAUGCAAAACUCUCCUCUGAAUCUCCUCCCAAAAGCAAGCUGUCGAUUUUCUUGCCUCUGAUGUUUAAGGCGACUCUAGGUUAAUGCUACUUGGAUAUAUCUCAUGUGUGGUGGGGAGAAGUAGGCGCCAGCAGCAUCCCAUCCAUGCUGGGUUCCUGAGAGAAGGUUCGACACUUGGCUGGCCCGUCCCUUCUGCAUCGCCUCUUGGGGGUUGGCUACAGAGGCUCGUGGCUUGUCCAGGCUUCCUUGGCAGAGCAGAGUUGUGACCUGCCCAAGGAAGUCGGGGGUGAGCUUGUGAGUACAGCGUCGGGCUGCCCAGGACCCCUGCCUCCCCCAGGUCUCUAGUUCCUCAGAGGGGCCCAGUGCAGGUGUGCCCUAAAGCACUGGCGACAUGAGGGGAGCGAAGGUGUGCUCUAGCAGCCUUGGCGACCUUGACCUUGUAGAAGUUGUCAACUGCCCCUCCUGGGGUCACCACCAGCUCCUGUUCACCUCUGUGACAUCACAGACGUCCCGGGAAGCCUCUCCUUAGUGGAAGGAUCUCCACGCUGAACUCUGCCCCGGGUACCUGGCCGAGCCCUGCAUGUCACCGUGGAUCUGGCCAGACGGCCCUGUCCGCAGGACCUUCCUUUUCCGCCCAGCUCUGCUGCCACGGCGGGCAGGGGGCCUGGGGGCCUGGGAGCGGGUCCUUGCUGGGUGGGCGGCCGGGGUGUGUGGGAAUUCGCGAGGCUCUGUAAACAUCUGGUGACUCACCACAUAGCUAUGUUGUGGCCGGCCUGUGCACUGACGUGCUCACUGCAGAGCUGGAAGCGGUGCCCGCGGCCCCUCCCUCUGACAUGGAAAAGUUUCUCAUGGUGCUCCCAGCCGCUGGCAUCUGCAGGUCCCCACGGUGGCCGAGGCAGCCGAGCCCCGGCUUCUCCACUGUCACACUUGCCCCAGGGCGGGUGCAGAGGAGCCUGGAGCCCACCUGGCCUUCUCCAGGACCAGCUGGUGUCGUCCUGUGCCGUCUACGUCAGCGCCCUGAGAGCAGCUGGCCUUGGCAAGGGCGGCGGGCUCCGCAGCCUAGUGUGGGACCGUCUCGCUUACGCGGUCCUCUGGUUGUGGGGAUGGGUGCACUGCAGGGGUGGGACCCCAGUAGGAGGCGGGGCUGGAAGGUGAAGGGAUUUGGGCCCGAGGGCUCCCUGGCACAGGGUAGGGGGGUCCUGGGCUGGCAGGGAGGGCAGGAUGGGGUCACCCCCCCCACAGUGCCCAUGUCCAGUGGAGGUGUUGCCCAAGGACACCGCCCACCACCAUGUGCCACUCUGAUGUUCCUUCUGCAGGAACUUGUGUCUGGUAUUUGGGGUGUGGGAGUGGGUGCUGUGAACCCCUGUCCUACAAGCAGCCCCGCGCCCUCCGCCCGCCUGUCCCGGCUGCGGGAUACGAAUGAGUUUGUUUACUGCCUGCCAGCCUCGUGAUGUCUGUGCAGCCUGACCUGAAGUCAGGAUCAUUUUUUGGGCUUCUCGGUUUCCAUGACGACUGUGAGGGCUGGCUCGGUCCCAAGGUCGCCAUGGCAACUAUCGGAGGGAUCAUGCCGGGGAUGCUUUGGCUGGGUUUUUCAUGAAUGAUUAGAAUGUGUGACACAAUGCAGACGUGAGGACGGUGGCGGGGGCGGCGGCGGGGACGGCUCCCGCCAGACAGUCUAACGCUCGGCAAGGCGGCGGCUCCCCACCUUCCAAGUCUCUGGCUGCAGCGCCCGACCUGGUGCCCCUCAGGGGCCCCACACCCCCUCGGGCCGCAGGAUCCUCGCUCAGGGGCAGCUUAGGUGGAGGUGGUGAUGUCACAGCCACAGCGGCUGGGGCCGUGCUACGAGUUCCAGAGAGCUCUGUCCUGGUGACUGUGCCCAGGUUAUGACGACUAAUCCCAAACCGAACAAGGCAUUAAAGGUCAAGAAGGAGGCGGGCGAGAACGCCCCGGUGCUCAGCGAUGAUGAGCUGGUGUCCAUGUCAGUGCGGGAGCUGAACCAGCACCUUCGGGGCCUCACCAAGGAAGAGGUGACCCGCCUGAAGCAGCGGCGGCGCACACUCAAGAACCGUGGCUACGCGGCCAGCUGCCGCAUCAAGCGGGUAACGCAGAAGGAGGAGCUGGAGCGGCAGCGCGUGGAGCUGCAGCAGGAGGUGGAGAAGCUGGCGCGUGAGAACAGCAGCAUGCGGCUGGAGCUGGACGCGCUGCGCUCCAAGUACGAGGCGCUGCAGACCUUCGCACGCACCGUAGCCCGUGGGCCCGUGGCACCCUCCAAGGUGGCCACGACCAGCGUCAUCACCAUCGUCAAGUCCGCCGAGCUCUCCUCCACCUCUGUACCCUUCUCGGCCGCCUCAUAGUGCCUGCCAGAGGCAGGUGGCGGCGGGCAGGCGAGCAGGGUCGCACCCCUUAAGCCUGUCACUGGGACGCACUUUCAACAUCCAAGUCCAAACGCAGGCCCCUCAGGUGCAGGCAGCUCAAGCCGGGAUGAAACUAUGGUGCAGGGCGAGGAGUGGGCUCCAGUGAGCUCACCAGUCCACAUGCACACACACGCACCCACUCACGCCUGCCCCCGGCUCCCUGCAGGAUGUGUCUGUGUGUGGGAAUUGGUGUCUUGUGCCCGUGGGAGUCAGGUUGGAUCGACGGAAAGGCCUUCAGGAAGUUCCGCUGUCCCCUGCAGGGGCUGCCAGGAGAGACAGCCCUGGAAGUCAGGCCCCUGUGGCUGGGUUGGUGUGCAGCUCGUCUUCCACUCCUGCCGUGAACAGCUAUCAACACCUGUCCUGCCACGGCCCUCCAGCUGGUGCGGGGGCCCUUCGCUGCCCUAACUCCACAGCCCCUGCGGAGGAGCGUGGAUGGUGUCCGUCCUUCCAGCUGUCCUGUUGGAGUGGCUGUGACCUGCUUCCACCUUAGCGGGGGCCUGCGGGAGUGGGCACGGUGUGGGAGGCCGCCUGCGUGGGGUGGUGUGUCUGUGUGUACACGUGGGUGUGUGCAGGCACAUCUGGCAUCACGGCACUGGGGCUGAUGGGGGCAGCUUGCUGGCAUUCACCAAGGGAGGGCCUGUGGGCACGCAUUGCAGAGAAUGGCUCAUAUGUUAUGAGGUCUCCUCUGUGCUCUGGUGAUCGGAGGAGAUUGCAUAGCGCAGAAGCCCCCUGCCCACGGGAGCCGGCCGCCCAGACACGGACCUCGCAGGCUGUCAGAUCUUGGUGGAGACAGGCAGAAGCAUCCCAUCAGGUGACAGUGAGCGGAACUCAGGCUCUGUGUCCUGGAGCUGCUUCUCGCCAGCUGUGGUCAGUGUAGGGGGAAUGAGGAGGUCUUUUGGGGGCCUGGGGAGGGGGUGCAGCCUGGGGGAUGUUGGUGGACGUGGACGUGGAGGUGGGAGGGAGGAAGUCUCGUGGGGUGGCGGAGGAGGUGGGAGCUGUGUGCGAGAGCAGGUGGAGAGCCUUCAGGGGCAGGACUAGGACACGGCUCAGUUGUAGAGGAGCUUGGGAGUGAGGCUGGCACUCUGGAGGGCACGGUGGGCUGGGCGGUGGCAGGCACCAGGCCAGGAGAGCCUGAUGGAUGUGGUUCCCGCGUGCAGACCCCCAGGAGCACAGCCACGGGCUGCAGGCCCUCAGCACUCAGUCCUCAUCUGGAGCCUUCGCCUGCUUCUCCUUCCCAGAGCACUGAGGCACCAGCGGGGUUGGCACUCCACUUUGGGCUUCCUUUCCUGGAGAGCCGCUUGAGGGUCCCUCCUGUGACUGGGGCCUCCACGGUGGGAGCCGGGGGAUCGCAGAGCCCCUGCCUGGGGGAGCUGGCGGAUGUGAGCCCCAUUUGGGGCUGCCACGUAGGACAUGCAAGGCGGUGCCUGGGGCCCCAGCUCCCUCUCAGUGGUCACUGCCCACCCGGUAACACCCCCCACCAGCUGCAGAGCCCCAGCCAGUGCCAGCCACACUGGGAGGUCGCAGGACAGGCAGCCCCAGGGCUGCGACUUGGUUCUGCAUCUACUGUUAGAAGUGAGCGGGAAUCUGCAGGCCCACCAGGGCCACUGGGUCCCAAGAGAGCAAAGGGCUGCACGUUCCCAAACAGCCGUUGCCCCCCGUGGCCGUGGUAGGUAAUCCAUAUUGGAUGUCAUAAGGACCAGGGGGAUAUUUAAAGAGAGAAACAGAAAAUAUAUAGAGAUAUAAAAUUAUAUUCACAGUUUAUCUACAGAUUUUUCGUAACAAUCUUUGUUUUCCAGUUUGAUACUGUAAAUCUAUCAGCAGAGCUGCGGGCGCGGGCAUGGUGGGAGUUGGGAGCCCCAGGCCGCCUGCCGUCCCCCUCCGUCUUCCCACGGACCACACCAGGCCACUGGGCCCCACAGGACAGGCCACAGCGGGUGGCCGGUUCUGUCCCGUCUUGAGGUUCUUGGGAUCCAUGUCUUGUGGGCCGUAGGCGUCUACCUGCCUGUGGUGCUUUGCCAGAGAGGGGACUCCCCCCCCCCGGCCCCCAGGGUGGACGGAGCCCGUCACCGUCCAGGGCCGGGCCAGGGAAGGAUGGCGUGUUCUGCUUUUCCUUCCAGAUUGUUGAAAUUUCAUUGUCAUGAUUUAAUAUAUGGAUUUUUUUAAUUUAAAAGACGAAGGUCUCUUUGUCGAGUGGGUUUGUUUUCUGUCUCCAUGCCUCCGGCUUCCCAAAGAGAUCCAGGUCUUCGAGUUUCCCAGGCGUGGGGACUCCUGCCCUCGCCUCCACACCGCCUCACCCUGGCCUCUGUGCUACUGGGCAGUUCCAUUUCAAUAUUUAUUUUUGUGUUGCUUUUUAUCAUGAUAUAAAUUAUUGAGAACAGAUCACAUGUGGGCCCGUGUCUGGCCGCCGCCGCCCUGCUCUGUCCCUGCGGCCACCACCUAAUUUAUUGCCGUGCGUCCUGCUGCUGUGACCGCUUUUGUACCUUUGCAAUAAAGAAUUUUCUGGUUUCAGA